Schistocerca cancellata (South American locust) is the source of this 4142-nucleotide messenger RNA. It is a transcript of the gene Acsf3, whose product is annotated as malonate--CoA ligase ACSF3, mitochondrial. Bases 138 to 1883 code for a protein of 581 amino acids. Gene Ontology annotation, biological process: fatty acid metabolic process. NCBI's taxonomy places the organism in Eukaryota, Metazoa, Arthropoda, Insecta, Orthoptera, Acrididae. The record is from RefSeq and is a predicted model, not a curated record. The transcript is spliced from 11 exons. Gene Ontology annotation, molecular function: medium-chain fatty acid-CoA ligase activity.
CAGGGUAAUGUUAAUCGCAUUACGAUUUCGAUAACGAACAGCAGCACUUAAGUGCUAACGUAACUCGCGAUAAGUAGACCACUUUUGGUAGCCCAUCACGAAUUAUAUAGGUACCGGUAGAUUCCUUCACCUCAAGGAUGUCUGUUUUACUGCGACAGUCAUUGUCCCGCUUAACUCCAUUGUCUGCUGUGAGCUGUACGCACCUUCAGCAGCUGCACUCUCAGCAGCCAAGUGUGGACCUGUGCACUCUCACUAAAACCUCUGCAGAGCAGCAAGGUCGUCUUCCAGUGGUACCUGUUUUCAGGCAAGCACUGUCUUUCCCUGCUGAAUCAAUCGCUCUGAGGGAUGCCUACGGAGAGUACACAUACCGUGGAUUAUUCCUCAGCAGCCGACAGUUAGCUGAUCAGCUUACAGACUCAUUUGCCGGAAGACGUGGUGAACGAGUUGCAUUCCUGGCUGGCAAUGAAGCAACUUAUCUGAUUAUUCAGUGGGCAUGUUGGAUGAGUGGUCAAACAGCUGUUCCUCUGAGCAGUGUGCACCCUCCACAACUGUUGGAAUACUUCAUCUCUGACAGUGAUGCAGGAGUAGUUGUUGCAACAACUGAACAUGCUGAUACUCUACAGAAAGCCGCUGGAGACAAGCGCAAAUUUAUUGUCCUUGACUCGACACUACGCACUCUUUCAUCCAGGAAAGCAGAUCAGUUGGGAAGUGAGAAUGUAACCCUACCUGAGGAAGCCCAUGAACUUAAAGGAGGUGGACAAGAACCAGAGUUUUAUGAUGACAAUGAUGCACUUUUCAUCUACACGUCUGGAACAACAGGACCUCCAAAAGGAGUUGUGUUGACUUACCGCAACCUGGAUGCACAGGCACAGUCACUAAUAAAGGCAUGGGAGUGGUCAUCUAAAGACAGCAUUCUGCAUACACUACCUUUACAUCACAUUCAUGGUGUUGUCAAUGCCCUGCUUUGCCCACUCCUCGUUGGUGCCAGAGUUGUUAUGCUACCAAAAUUUGAUGCUCCAACUGUAUGGGCGAAGCUUCUGGCAUUGAAUACAGUGGCUGCAGAAAGAGUCAACAUUUUCAUGGGUGUGCCAACUAUGUAUGUCAAGCUAAUUCAGGAGUAUGACCAUGCAUUUGGCAAUAAUGAACGCAUGAAAGAGUACAUUCAUUCUGUUUGCUCCCAAAAGAUAAGGUUAAUGGUGAGUGGUUCAGCACCAUUGCCAGCACCUAUAAUGGAACGUUGGGAAGAAAUAACUGGCCAUCGUCUUCUGGAACGAUAUGGAAUGAGUGAGACAGGCAUGAUCCUAUCAAACCCCCUUCAUGGAGAAAGAAAGCCUGGAUCUGUUGGACACCCACUUCCUGGUGUCACUGUACGACUAAGUGAUAGUGGUGAAGUGCAGGUGAAAGGGGACAAUGUUUUUUCCAGAUACUGGAACAGGCCACAAGCCACAGCAAAAGAAUUCACAGAGGAUGGAUGGUUCAAGACAGGUGACACAGCUGUUAUAGAGGAUGGCUACUACAGACUGCUCGGUCGGACAUCAGUUGAUGUCAUUAAGACUGGUGGAUAUAAGGUGGGUGCAGUUGACAUAGAAGCCAAGCUGUUGGCGCAUCCAGCAUUGGCAGAUGUUGCUGUACUUGGUGUUGAGGACCCCACCUGGGGACAAAGGGUUGUUGCUGUAGUGGUCCCAGAAGAAAAUAAGACUGUACCAACAAUAGCAGAGCUACGUGAGUGGGCAAAAGGACAUAUGGCACCUUAUGCUAUUCCUACCCAAUUAAAAGUGGUAGAACAGCUGCCACGCAAUGCCAUGGGCAAGGUCAAUAAGAAAGAUCUUAUCAAGCAGCUGUUUCCUUCCAAAAGUACUGGAACAGCAGCGGCUGCUAAAUAGGAAUAUAUGACAGUAAAAAGUAUUGUCUGCUGAAACAAUGCACACAGAAGACUGAAAUGUUGAAGAAGUACAUAGGAAUUACAAAUUAGCAAAAAAGUGUUUUUGGGAAUAAUAAAACAGUGUACAGUAGUCUUUAAAUAAAACCUUUGAAGUAAGAAAAUCGAAAUAUUUUGAAGGAAGCUUAUACAUGAUAGUGACUAAAACACAUGGAAUUAAAAGUUUACUAAAGAUGCAUUUCAUCAUAUUGGUGUGCCUUUCAGAAAAUUAUUUUUAUGAGCUGUUGGAAGACAUACAAAUCUUAUAUAGACCAUAAUGCCAGUUUGUUGAGAAAUUCAAAUUACAUCAUUGUUACACAGGUACAAAUAGGUUGUAAUCAAAAAAUUAGAGGUUAUGAUACUGUCAUUUUGCGAAUUUAUUUAUUCAUACAUGUGCUUUCUGGUAUGCCAGAAAGUCUUGUUUAUGGUGAAAUUUGAUCAGUUUUGUUGGUAACUGAUUAAUUAUAUGUUUCUAUGCAGUUUGCUAGGGCCAAAGUAUCAGUGAUGUACAAGACGAAUGAAGCUAUGCUGCACAUAACUUUAACAAGAAGGAAUUUAACAUAAAUUAAUACUGCUCAGGGAAAGUAGAGAUUAAAGUAGAAAAGUAAGUUGUUGUUACUUUGGGAUUGCUUUAACAACUUUCUAAUGUUUAUUUAUUAUGGUACCAUAAUUUAAUAUGUCACUGUAGUCUUAAUUAAUUGCUUUAAAAAUGUUAUAAUUCCAUAUUUUAAAGACUGAAAAUAUGUAAGCAUUGGGUGUGAGAUGUGAAUACGUAAGCUUGAAGGAAACAUUGUCUCAUAGUGAUUUUUAUGGAACAUCAUUCUGUAUGUUUUGUGGUGUGGCUAAUGUCCUAAUGCAGCAUUUUUUCCCCCAAUGUUAAACUUCCUUUUUCUUUUCUUUCUACUUUCUUCCUUCAACAUUCAUUAAUUGUUGGUCAUAUUAGUGCAAGUAAUACAGUGUGUGGGGGGUAUUAUUUCUUACUAUAGGUGGUAUUCAUUUGUUCCAGUUCAUUACUAUUAAUAUUAGUGCUUUAGUUAUGAUAAAUGGAAGCGAUUAGUGGGAUAUAAAUUAUGUUUUAGAGAACAGACUAAAACAUACCUAUAAGAUGAAAGUUUUGAGAAGUAGAGAGAAAUGUGUAGGAUGAACACAUACGAGAUGUAAAGAGGGACAUGUGUAGGAUGAAAAAAAAACACACACACACAUUUUUGUGGAACAAUCUAACACUUGGUACUUCACCUUAAAGAUGUGUUUAUUAAUUGUUAGUUGUCCAAUUAUCUAUUAUUUACGUCCCUCUACUGCCCAUUUUAACGUGCUUUACAUAUUUUAUUGUGUUAAAAAUCAUUUAUGUUAACUUAUUCUGCCAAAAUAAACAUUGCACUUUUGAAAAAUGCUCCAAUGUAGCAGACAGUUUUUCCAUGUGUGUUCUGUUUUCUUUCAUAUCACAACUUACUUUGGAUUAUUUUAAAUUAUGAGCUUCAAAUGUCUUACAAAGACAUAUGUAGUGUGCUGUGUGUACAUAGGUUUUUGCACAAUACUCUGACACAAAACAGAGAUAAAGUAACUGUCCACGUUUUGGUGAGAGUGGAUUCUUGUUGACUUUUCCCAGUGCAAAGCGCUAAUAAGAAAAUUAUAAGUCAACAUUCUGUUCUGGUUAGAGUAAUUUGUUUGUGUGCAGUUUCUUGUCUAUCAAGUUGUCUCCAUGACAUCUAUGUCUUCCCAUGACUUUUCUCAGAACUUGAAAGGUACUUUUCAUUUGCUGUUUUUUGGUGCUCUAAAUUAGAAUGAGAGUUUCCUUUGUAGAUGUCAAGCACCUUUGAAUAUUCUUGUUUAUAUACAUUAUUGCAUCUUAACAUCCAAAAGCUUCCAUCAAAUAUAUCAGAACCUUAAAAGUAAUUUUAUUUAUAUUGCAGGAACUUUUAGGCUGAAAACUGACUCUUGAGUAGGGCUUGUCCCACUCCCCCCCCAUAAAAGAUUUUAUUUUUACGAAAAUGAUAAGGAGCAUUACUCCUCAAGUAAUGAGUGUCUGUAUUCUUGGUUUCUGCAUGUCCUGUCACAUUCUGGAUCCUACAUGUCUGACACAUUGUUUUUAUUGUUCCAAUAUUUUUAAUACUUUUCUUCUUAUUCCCCAGGUGUUUCUGAGACAUUUUUCUGAACCACUUGUCAUUAAAAAAUAAAAAAAAUAAAAACAUUGAACUUUCCUAUGUUGAAGCUAGUUGAACCAUAC